This is a messenger RNA of Etheostoma spectabile (orangethroat darter), 2321 nucleotides long. It is a transcript of the gene sox2, whose product is annotated as SRY-box transcription factor 2. Gene Ontology annotation, cellular component: nucleus. The record is from RefSeq and is a predicted model, not a curated record. Gene Ontology annotation, biological process: neuron differentiation; negative regulation of transcription by RNA polymerase II; positive regulation of transcription by RNA polymerase II. The coding region runs from base 430 to 1392 and encodes 320 amino acids. Gene Ontology annotation, molecular function: RNA polymerase II cis-regulatory region sequence-specific DNA binding; DNA-binding transcription activator activity, RNA polymerase II-specific. NCBI's taxonomy places the organism in Eukaryota, Metazoa, Chordata, Actinopteri, Perciformes, Percidae. The transcript has a single exon.
UGGCCAGGUCGAAGCCAUUUAUUUGCUGACAGCCCCGUCACAUGAAUGGUUGUCUAUUAACUUGUUCAAAAACUAUCUGGAGUUGUCAAGGCUCAGGCGGACAGAGGCGAAAAAGUAGUUUGUUGAUGCUUUUUCGGGGAAGCGACUGGAGAAGUUUUGUGGACACAACAUAGCAGGGACCUUUUGGGAGAAGGCUCUUUGUCACUCAUACACACAAGCUCUGACACACACUCACCGAGAGGAAGAGAGAGUGAGAGUGUGUGGAGACGCGGCUUGAGGCUGGUUGUUUUUGUCCAGAGAAAAAGUUGCAGAGAAAAAUCGACAGGUAACUUUUCCUCCUCACUGUCCUCUCUUUGGCUUGUGGAGUUUGUCUCUGUGUGUGUGUUUUUUUUUCCUCUGCUCGGGAGCUCCAACUAAAAGCUGUUCCUGAUGUAUAACAUGAUGGAGACUGAACUGAAACCCCCAGCUCCCCAGACCAACACGGGGGGCUCGGGCAACACCAACACGUCUGGCAACGGCCCCAACCAGAAAAACAGUCCGGAGCGGGUCAAGAGACCCAUGAACGCGUUCAUGGUGUGGUCCCGGGGCCAGAGGAGGAAGAUGGCCCAGGAAAAUCCCAAAAUGCACAACUCGGAGAUAAGCAAGAGACUGGGCGCCGAGUGGAAACUUCUGUCGGAAAGCGAGAAGAGACCUUUCAUCGACGAAGCCAAGAGGCUCCGGGCCCUGCACAUGAAGGAGCAUCCGGAUUACAAAUACCGGCCCCGGCGGAAAACCAAGACCCUCAUGAAGAAGGACAAGUACACCUUGCCCGGCGGGCUGCUGUCUCCCGGAGGGAACGGGAUGGGAGCUGGGGUCGGGGUGGGGGCCGGGCUGGGCGGUGGGGUGAACCAGCGGAUGGACAGCUACGCGGCGCAUAUGAACGGCUGGACCAACGGCGGCUACGGCAUGAUGCAAGACCAGCUGAGCUACCAGCACCCGGGGCUGAACGCGCACAACCCGAGCCAGAUGCAGUCCAUGCACCGCUACGACAUGAGCGCCCUGCAGUACAACAGCAUGACCAGCUCCCAAAGCUACAUGAACGGCUCCCCGACAUACUCCAUGUCCUAUUCCCAGCAAACCACGCCGGGGAUGACCACCCUGGGCUCCAUGGGGCCCUCCUCGGUGGUGAAGUCCGAGUCCAGCAGCUCCAGCCCGCCCGUCGUCACCUCGUCUUCCCACCGGGCCGGGCCGGGCUGCCAAAGCGGAGAUCUGAGAGACAUGAUCAGCAUGUACCUUCCCGGGGCGGAGGUCAGCGAUCAGACCGCCCAGACCAGGCUACACAUGUCCGGCCACUACCAGAGCGCCGUGCCCGGGACGACGAUCAACGGCACGUUGCCGUUAACACACAUGUAAGAGACACAAAGCAGAGAGAGAAAAGAGAGAGAGAGAGAGAAAAAAAAGAACUUUUAUAAGAGAAACUGUGGACUAUUAACGUUGGACUAUUUUUGUACAGAAAAAUUUCGGGGUGGGAAAAGUUGUAUAGAAGUCUCCAGGAAAAAGGACACACGACUCUUUUUUUUCUUUCAUUUUAUUCUAAAGAAGCUCUAGAGGAACGGUAGGAGAUCCCCUCUUCACUGGUGGAUGAAGUUUGGAAGACUAGAAAGUGGGAGUCGCAAUCAAAUGUUUUAUUAUUGCAAUCACCUUUUUGUACAGUAUUUAUCAAAGAAACAUUACAAUCAGAUGAAAUUGUUUGUUAAACUGCAAGAGGUUGCAUUUUUCUUUUUCUAUUUUUUUUUUUAAUAUAAAGCAACGCCAGUUCUGCAGAAAAUAUAAAAAGUGAAGAUGGCAGAACUGGAAUGAUGUGGGAGCGAUCAGUUAUGCUCCUUUUAUUACUGCAAACAUUGGAAAGAAAAGGGACAUAAAAACGAAGCAGGUAAUACUGUGUUUCCAUUUAAGGUCAAUAUUACUAAACAUUUUAAUUUCUUAAAAAAAAAAAAGUUAAGACACUUGUUUUCUCAUACAGCUUAAAAUAUAGGUUGUUAAUUUAUAUUUCCGUCUCCCACUUUUCAUCUGUUAGAGGUAUGACACUUGUGCUCUUUAUUUUCUAAUUGAUUUGUACAAUUUUCUGUAUAUUUACUGUGAUAUUUCAAGUUUUUAUUUCGAAAUUCAUUCCCGUAGUUGUAUUUUAAAAAGUGUGGCCUGUACGCAGAAGCCAACCACUCCAUGUAUAUAUAUACCGGAACUAAUACCAUCCUUAUAACAGUUACAAUUUCAGCUGAGUAUAUUUUUUUUUCAAUAUGCAGUUUGAAAUGAAUAAAUUUUGGAAAUUUGGAUACUUGAAA